AUGGACGCUGACCAGUCUGUGAGCAUGGAAGAACCGCAACCGACUCCGGUCCUACGACAAGACAGCGAGCCCGCGGUCCGAAGACGCCGCCGGUGGCAAUGGUGGAAUCGGGAUGUGCACGACGAAGUGAGCUACCUGACCACCGUCAACUACAGCGUCAAGGAACGAGAAAUGCAGAUCCUAAGGCUCGUCGAUGACAACGGCUUCAACUUCAAAGUAUUCUUCGUCGCCGCGUCCGGAUUUUUAGCUUCUUCUUACAGUCUUUUCUCGACAAACGUUAUUACCCCGGCCGUGAAUUACAUUUACCCAGCAUGUGGUCGCUUGGGCAAGGACUCGGGGUUGGUGAUCGACUUGCUGACCUUGAUUGGCACGAUCGUUGGAAUGCUGGUCGUUGGCCACUUGGCUGAUCGUGCUGGCCGAAAAAGACUCUAUGGUUUCGAACUUUCCAUUCUCAUUAUUGCCACUAUCGGCAUGGUGCAAGCUGGAGAGGGAUUCAUCUACCAAGUCGACGACGGCAUCACAUACAAGCACUCGAUGAAUAUAGGCACUAUGCUUGCCGCCGUAAAGUCGAUGCAGUCCCUGGCACGCAUCCUCGCGGUCUCCGUCGGCCUAGGGUUUCUCAGAGAAAUGACACGACAUACGGAUACGGACUUCAAACAUCCUCUCACAACGCCUACAGAGAUAAACGAAUCGAAAAUAAUCGUGGACAGCGUGUGGAGAUGGGUGAUUGGCAUUGCCGUCAUUCCAGCUGCAAUCGCCAUCCUCGCCCGACUCACGAUCCCCGAGACGCCGAGGUAUUACGUCGAUAUUAUGAAGGAUCUGCGCAAGGCCGUCAAGAACGCGUUGCAAGUUUACAAGACGAAGAAAGUAACAGAAACGAACCCUGUCGCCGCGGGUCCCGUCAGACAAAACAGUGAUCAGAACGACCAUUGGUAUAGUGGGGCCUGGGCGUAUCUCAACCGCGACUCGAGACGGGCGCUAUGGAGGCUUAUCAGCAUAAGCGUUCUAUGGGGUCUUAUGGACGUGGGAUUUUACGGACUCUCUUUAGAUAGCCCAAACGCUCUUUCCACCCUCGAGAAUGAUCCAAGAUCUGCCACCCAAUCGCAAUCGUUGUCUGUUGACCCGAGCUGUCCAGACUCCAUGAACUGGCUCGCAACGCUCGAAGACCCAAACACCACCAUCUACCACAUGUUGGAACUGAACUCGGUCAGGUCACUUAGGGUAGUUUCCAUUGCGUCGAUAGCAGGCAGCAUCACUGCAAUUUGUCUCGUCAACUACUUCCAAAGACGAAAGAUACUCGCCGUGACGUUCUGCCUGUCAGCGUUACUCUUCACGAUAACGGGUGGGACGUUACUCAAGGCUAGCGCGGAUGGGAAGAAGCCCACCGCGUCUCUCGUGUUCUAUGCUCUUACCCACUUCGUGUACAACGUGGGGCCGAACACAUUGAUUUUCGUUUUGGCGGCUGAGAUCUUCCCAACAGUCUAUCGUGGGACGUUUUACGGGAUAGCAGCGGCCGGCGGCAAAGUCGGCGCCAUCACCAUCCGGGCCAUUAUUGGAGCCACGCAGAAUACGCCCCGGGCACUGGGAAUCCGACUCCUCGUAUGCAUGCCGCUCAUGCUUUUCGCGGCAGCCAUAUCCUGGUAUCUCCCAGCAGUCCAAUAUCCCCGGAAACCGGCAGAUAUCGAAUCCCCUCCCGCAGAGCCCUUGGCACCAGGGGCCGAAAAGUCAGUGGCGCCCGCUCAGACCAGUAUUGUGCCCGGCCAAAAUGGCCAAAGUACUGGCGCAGAGGCAGAUCAACAACAAGAAGGCGCGGAUGAUGCAGCGUCCGAUACUGCCUCCACGGUUAGCACGGACACAACGCCUUCGCGGACGGACCGAAAAAAGAGAAAAGCCACCGGCUUCUUCCCACGGUUGCAGAACAUGACGCUUGAGGGUAUCGCUCCAAACCCUAACUUGCGGGAGAGGAGGCAGAGGAGGGCGGGCGUGGGUCUUGGCGUCGAGAUGGCAGCUACUGGCCGGACAACAGGGUCCCAACCUCAGAUUUCCGGGGCAAUUACUAGUGUAUAA
Molecule: messenger RNA, 2067 nt
Organism: Scedosporium apiospermum
Lineage: Eukaryota; Fungi; Ascomycota; Sordariomycetes; Microascales; Microascaceae
Exons: 4
Coding region: 1-2067 (688 amino acids)
Biological process (GO): transmembrane transport
Cellular component (GO): membrane
Molecular function (GO): transmembrane transporter activity
Source: RefSeq, a predicted model, not a curated record